AUGCCGCCUAUGAUUGAUUUCCCGACUGACUUGUCAACAAAUUCAGGCAGGUGUACCAUCGGCCUCUUACGCAUAACCAUCCGCAUUUCACUCUCACAUAUCAUCAGAUCAAGCCUCUCGAUGUUGAAAGCGUACAAGAACCUGUCCCCCAAGACGCGUCUGGGUUUCGGCGUGGCUGUCCUUGCCUGGGGCGGGGCAGGACUCUACCUUUCAGACCGGGCUGAGGAGAAAUACAAGCCGACACCACAGGAAAAGGCUGUCGUCGACAAAUACGUUCCUAAAGUCCAUGUCGUGGACAAGUCGUGA
Molecule: messenger RNA, 306 nt
Organism: Colletotrichum truncatum
Lineage: Eukaryota; Fungi; Ascomycota; Sordariomycetes; Glomerellales; Glomerellaceae
Source: RefSeq, a predicted model, not a curated record